ACGUCACUUCCGCUGUGGUGGGAGGGGCGUGGCGGAUCCCGCGCUGCCAUUGGCUGCGGGACCGGAAGUGCGGGCGCCCCCUGGCGGGAGAGCGGAGCCGAUGGCGGCGGGGCUCGCGCGGCUGCUGCGCGCGCUGUCUCCCAGUUUGCUCCCAGUUCGUGUCCGGUGUCUCUCCAUGGCCCCGGGGGUGGCCCGGGGGUCCCCGGGGGUCCCGGGGGGGUCCCCGGGGGUCUCCGGGGGGGUCCCGGGGGGGUCCCCGCAGGAUUUGGGGUCCCUGCGGCUGCAGCGGGUGGGGGAGGGGCAGCGGAUCCUGCACCUGCAGCUGCACCGGCCCCGGAAACGGAACGCGCUGGACCUGCAGUGCUGGAGGGAGCUCCGGGAGAGUUUCCAGGCCCUGGCCCAGGACCCCUCGUGCCGAGCAAUCGUCGUGUCCGGAGCCGGCAGCGCCUUCUGUGCUGGGAUCGACCUGUCUGACCUGGGCUCGGUGUUCGCCGGUGACGCCGAGGAUGAUGAUGAUGGUGGUGCCGGUGACGCCGCUCGGCGCGCCUGGAAACUGAGGCAGCGAAUCCUGGAGUUCCAGGAGAGCUUCACCGCCAUGGAAAAGUGCCCCAAACCCGUCAUCGCCGCCGUGCACGGAGCCUGCGUCGGAGCCGGUGUGGAUCUGAUCUCAGCCUGUGACAUUCGCCUCUGCUCCCAGGACGCUUUCUUCCAGGUCAAGGAGGUGGACAUGGGGCUGGCGGCCGACGUGGGGACCCUGCAGCGCCUCCCCAAAAUCGUGGGGAGCCAGAGCCUGGUGAACGAGCUGGCUUUCACCGCCCGUGUGAUGAGAGCCCCCGAGGCGCUGAGCUGCGGCCUCGUCAGCCGGGUGCUGCCGGACAAGGAGUCCCUGCUGGAGGUGGCCCUGGAGGUGGCCGCGGCCAUCGCCGCCCGCAGCCCCGUGGCCGUGCAGGGAACCAAACUCAACCUCGUCUACUCCAGGGACCGGCCCGUCAGCGAGGGGCUGCAGCACGUGGUGAGAGAC
This is a messenger RNA of Poecile atricapillus (Black-capped chickadee), 1021 nucleotides long. RefSeq names its product enoyl-CoA hydratase 1 (gene ECH1). The transcript has 9 exons. The record is from RefSeq and is a predicted model, not a curated record. Gene Ontology annotation, molecular function: delta(3,5)-delta(2,4)-dienoyl-CoA isomerase activity. The annotation marks the transcript as partial. Gene Ontology annotation, cellular component: mitochondrion. Lineage: Eukaryota; Metazoa; Chordata; Aves; Passeriformes; Paridae.